UGUUAUUGAAUUAUCGAACUAAUCGGAAUUAUAUUUUUCCUUAGUCAAGUUUCAAACCUUUCAGAAUUCAAAUAAAAUCGCCACCUUGUGUUCAAUUCAUGAACUAAUCGGGAUUAAUUCGAGGUUAACCAGGAGAAUUGUGAUAAUAGAGAAACACUGUAUAUUUUAAAUAACAUUUAUUGUCCUUAAAAACAAGCUCCUAACGUCAACAAUUAACAAUUUUAAUUAAAAUUAUUUUUUUAAUUUCAGAUUAUUUCUAAUUUAAUUAUUAAAAAGGCGAUUAGUAUAAUCUUUGUUUAUAGAGGAACAUAUUUUACAGUUUCCUGUAACCAGAAAUUGUCAAAACAGUAAAUAUAACCCUUCAAUCAAAAGUGAUUAAAACAGUAUUAAGAAAACGUUAAUUUAGAAAUUAAAUAAUUAAAUUUUAUUUUAAAGACUUAUUCACUGUAAUGUCCCAUACGAAAUCGCAAUUUUUCUUAUAAACCGUACAUUUAAUUACGUUCAAUAUGUCAUGUGUUCAAUAUUCAAUAUGUUUAUCGCAUUGUUUACAAUUUUAAAUUAAAUUAAUCGAAAUUAAUGUAAAAAGAACAGCGCCAUUUUAUCGCAACAGAUUACACUCGAACUUUAUUUAUCAAUUUAGGCCAAAUCAUUUCAAUAAAUGAAUAUGCAUUUAUUUAAACGUUUUUUUUUUCAAAUAAAACCGCCCCAAAAACUUUUUGUACUCAGUUAAACUUUCAAUUUCAAAAUGUACAAGUUAAUCGUUACCCUGUUACUUUUGGCGGGAAAUUCGAACGCGCGAAAUUUAAAUUUAAACAAAUUCGCGGAUUACGUCCAGUAUCCGAGUGAAUCGACCGGAGAAUUAGUAAGCGAAUGGAACGAAGAGAUGAAAAUUAACCCGGAAGAAAUGGGGGAGUACUUCGAAGGCGAUAUUAUUUAUCCCGGUGCUCGAAACGGACUUUUAGACGAAACUUUGCGAUGGAAAGAAGGGAUUGUUCCUUACGUUAUAGCCGGUCCCUACGAUAAAGAGGAUUUGGAUAAGAUUUUCGGCGCGAUGGAGCAAUACCAUAAAAACACGUGCAUUCGAUUUAGGAAAAAAAAAGCCGAAGAUGUUGAUUAUUUAAGUAUUCAAAACACAAAAACGGGUUGUUGGAGCAGCGUGGGGAAAAUUGGGGGGAAACAAGAUUUAAAUUUACAAAGUCCCGGGUGUGUUUCAACUCUUGGGACACCCAUACACGAAUUUAUGCACGCUUUAGGGUUUCACCAUGAACAAACUCGCGAAGAACGAGACGAUUUCGUUACGAUUUUGUGGAAAAAUAUCGCGAUGGGGCGAGAAAACAACUUUGAAAAGUUAAAAAAUGGAACUAGCUCCGAUUUUCAAGUUCCUUAUGAUUAUGACUCGGUUAUGCAUUACUCCAAAUAUGCUUUUAGCAAAAAUCAACAAGCUACGAUUGAUCCAAAAGAAAAAGGGGCCGAAAUCGGGCAACGAAAAGGAUUCAGCGAAGGUGAUCUAAAAAAAGUUAAUUCAAUGUAUGGUUGUGGAAACGACAAUUUAAGAACAACAGAAAAACCUGAUUAUAAUGUCCCACAUGGUGUUAAUAUCUUAGAUAUUAUAACGACAAUCUUUGGUUAAAAAUAAAAUGUUUUUUGUGUUAUAUAGUUUCUAUUUCCCCAUUUUUUCUACUUAUAAACAUUUAUUAAUUCUAUUUAAGCUGUUUGAACAAAUCUUUCGUGACGC
Onthophagus taurus is the source of this 1735-nucleotide messenger RNA. The record is from RefSeq and is a predicted model, not a curated record. NCBI's taxonomy places the organism in Eukaryota, Metazoa, Arthropoda, Insecta, Coleoptera, Scarabaeidae.